AUGAGAGGUCAAGAUUGCAAAGGAUCAAAGAAAAAUGCUCUAAAAAUUCAAGCUUUAGGGCUGCAUGAAAAGGCUAAGUCAUUGAUGGGUCGAUAUCAAACUGAAAAAGGCAGCCAUGGGAAAAUUAAUAAAAAGAAAGAUGCGGAGGAAGAUGAGAUCUAUAGGCCAGACCAAGAUUCUGACAUUGAUGAGCAUGAGCACGAUUCUUCUUUUGAGGGGACACGUAUCAAGGAAACUUUAAGUAAUCAAGGCUCCAACUCUAAUCGUAAGAAGAUUUUCAAAAUGAAAAGAGCUCGAAAAGCAAUAGCAAUGGCAAUGGCUUAUAAGAAGCGUCAACAGAACCUUGAGCCCAUUUCAUCAGCAAUAAAAACAAAUGACGCUGCAGCGCAGCAACCUACUGAAACUACACUAGGGCUCUCAAAUGGAAUUGAAAAGUCAAGAAGAGGUCCCACUAUGUGUUAUAAAGUCCAUGGAAGAACUGAAGAUGAACGCCUGGAAAUUACUUUGAAUAAGCAUGGUCAACCUGUUGGCCCGGACGAUGAUACAUGCAAUGAGUUCAUUAGCUUCUUGGGAACUCGAAAGGAAAAUAAACAUUACAUUGUCCCAGUUAAGGCUAAAAGAUGGGUUUUGCAAGCCAUUGGCGCUGCUUGGAGACGAUACAAAUGUUAUUUGAAAAGAGUACACUUUCAUAAAUAUGACAAUGAUAAAAUGAGGUUGAUGGAUCCACCAAAACGGGUCCCAAAAACAAUGUUCAAGGAAUUGUUGAAGAUUUGGAAUGAUGAAAAAUAUGAGGAACAAUGUAUGCAAAAUAAAGCAAAUCGGUUAGUUGGAAAGGAAAAGAACAUUAUGCAUACUUCAGGACCGAAGAGUUUUGCUAGUGUUCGAUAUAAAUGGAAAAAGGAUAGAAAAACAACACAAAAUCCUACUCUAGCUCAGAUGUUCAUAGAAACACGCAAGGAAAAGCUCACAAAGCGGAAGCCCGGUGAUCUAAGGGACAAAUUGAUUAAUGAACUUCAAGAUUCAGAGAAGGAUGUUGAUAGUGUAAUUUCCACUAUUAUUGGUUCUAAUAACAAGAAAAAGUCUCACAUAAACCUUUAUGGAAGAAGUGUUUCAUCAACUCAGUUAAAGAAGAAAGCUUUGAUGAAGGAAGUUGAAGAGAAGCAUGCUAGGGAGGUCGAAGCUCUACAAAAAAAUUAUGAGGAUAAAAGGCAACAAGAUAGAAGGGAGAUGGCAAAUGGUCUUAGCUUCUUCUUUUCUCAACUUCAGCAACAAAAUCCUCAAAUGUCUUUUGAUCUAAGCAUGUUUGGCUCUUUGUUUCUUGAGAGUCAAACUGAGAAGGAUGGUAAUACAGCAGGAAUGCUUCGACUUCAACCUUCGGCUUCUACAUCCAAGGGAGUGAAUAGUAUGGAAAAUGAACAAGAUGAAGAAGAUGAUUCGGAGGUUGAAGGAGGCGGUGACGUUGUGAAUUACAGUGCAAAUUUUGUGACAGACACGGUUUUUCGAACGUUUGAGGAUGCUGUUAAAUGGGAGGAUGCUGUUGCCAUAAAUCUGUAA
Messenger RNA from Chenopodium quinoa (quinoa), 1554 nucleotides. RefSeq lists its product as uncharacterized. The record is from RefSeq and is a predicted model, not a curated record. The transcript has 9 exons. NCBI's taxonomy places the organism in Eukaryota, Viridiplantae, Streptophyta, Magnoliopsida, Caryophyllales, Amaranthaceae. Bases 1 to 1554 code for a protein of 517 amino acids.